CGGCCCCGCAGGCGACCCCGACCCCACGGCCCCGCGAACCCGCGCGCUGCCCUAGGGCCCGGCCGGCCCGCGGCCCGGUUGGUCAGCACGUUGACACAAGUUGCCUUUUGACGUAGCUGCCGCCAUGGCCAGCUGGUAGGACUAGCAUCCCAUGCACAGAAGCCAGUUCAGAAUGACUGAAGAAGCAUGCCGAACACGGAGUCAGAAACGAGCCCUUGAACGGGACCCAGCGGAGGAUGAUGUGGAGAGCAAGAAAAUAAAAAUGGAGAGAGGAUUGUUGUCUUCAGAUUUAAACACUGACGGAGACAUGAGAGUGACGCCUGAGCCAGGAGCAGGCCCAGCCCAAGGGUUGCUGAGGGGGGCAGAGGUGCCAACCGUGGGCAGAUGUGAAGGGCAGGCGGGUGACGGGCCCGUGGACAUGCGUACCUCAUACAGUGACAUGAAGUCUGAGAGGAGAGCCCCCUCUCCUGAUGUGAUUGUGCUCUCUGACAAUGAGCAGCCCGCAAGCCCAAGGGUGAAUGGGCUGACAAAGGAGGCCUUGAAGGAGACCAGCACCGAGGCCCUCAUGAAAAGCAGUCCUGAAGAACGAGAAAGAAUGAUUAAGCAACUGAAAGAAGAGUUAAGAUUAGAAGAAGCAAAACUCGUUUUAUUAAAAAAGUUGCGGCAGAGUCAAAUACAAAAGGAAACUACCACCCAGAAGCCCACAGGCUCUGCUGGGAGUGCCGUGACCACCCCUCCCCCGCUUGUUCGGGGCACCCAGAACAUUCCUUCUGGCAAGCCAUCCCUUCAGACCUCUUCAACAAGAAUGCCUGGCAGUGUCAUCCCACCACCCCUGGUCCGCGGUGGGCAGCAGGUGUCCUCGAAGCUGGGGCCACAGGCGAGCUCACAGGUCGUCAUGCCCCCACUUGUCAGGGGGGCUCAGCAAAUCCACAACAUCAGACAACAUUCCAGCACGGGGCCGCCACCGCUCCUCUUGGCCCCCCGGGCAUCUGUGCCCAGUGUGCAAAUUCAGGGACAGAGGAUCAUCCAGCAGGGCCUCAUCCGUGUCGCCAAUGUCCCCAAUACCAGUCUGCUUGUCAACAUCCCACAGCCUUCCCCAGCGUCGCUGAAAGGGACGACAGCCACCUCUGCUCAGGCCAACUCCACCCCCACCAGCGUGGCCUCUGUGGUCACCUCUGCUGAUUCUCCAGCCAGUCGUCAGGCAGCUGCCAAGCUUGCGCUGCGCAAACAGCUGGAGAAGACGCUGCUAGAAAUCCCCCCUCCCAAGCCCCCUGCCCCAGAGAUGAACUUCCUGCCCAGCGCUGCCAACAACGAAUUCAUCUACCUGGUCGGCCUGGAGGAAGUGGUGCAGAACCUUCUAGAGACCCAAGCGGGCAGGAUGUCAGCUGCUGCUGUUCUGUCCCGGGAGCCCUACAUGUGUGCGCAGUGCAAGACGGACUUCACAUGCCGUUGGCGGGAGGAGAAGGGUGGCGCCAUCAUGUGUGAGAACUGCAUGGCAUCCAACCAGAAGAAGGCACUCAAGGUAGAGCACACGAGCCGGCUGAAGGCUGCUUUUGUGAAGGCUCUGCAGCAGGAGCAGGAGAUCGAGCAGCGCCUCCUGCAACAGGGUGCCGCCCCCACACAGGCCAAGGCUGAGCCUGCCGCCGCCCCACACCCCGCACUAAAGCAGGUCAUAAAACCCCGGCGUAAGUUGGCGUUCCGCUCAGGAGAGGCCCGCGACUGGAGUAACGGGGCUGUGCUACAGGCCUCCAGCCAGCUGUCCCGGGGCUCAGCCACAGUGCCCCGUGGUGUCCUGCACACGUUCAGCCAGUCACCCAAACUGCAGAACGCAGCCUCAGCCACAGCCCUUGUCAGCAGGACCGGCAGACAUUCCGAGAGAGCUGUAAGCACUGGCAAGGGCAAUGCCACCACCAACUGGAAGAAGGCACCCCUAAGUACAGGCGGGGCCCUUGCGUUUGUCAGCCCGAGCUUGGCAGUGCACAAGACCUCCUCAGCGGUGGACCGCCAGCGGGAGUACCUCCUGGACAUGAUCCCGCCACGCUCCAUCCCCCAGUCAGCCACAUGGAAAUAGUGCGAGCCGGGCCCAGUGGAGAACAGGCUCCCUCCUCCCUCCCACCUGGCCCUGCCACCCUCCACUCGGGAAGACCUCAUACUCCCUGAGGAAACGAGUGAGCGAGCGCCGGCCGCGCUGCAGAAGCAAGGGCCCCGUUCUUGGCUGCUGAGUCUCGUCGCAGCUGAGGGGCUGCUUCACAGGUGGACGAGGAAUAUCACUGAGGGACCUUUCCCUUGGGCUUUUUUCCUUUCUUUGCCUUUAGUUUGCCCAACACCAGCAGAAAAGUGGACCUUGGGGGCUGGUUCUGCUUCCGGCCCUUUCUUUCAGCGCCCCCAACCCCUCCCCCCCGGCAGGGUGCACGGACGGCUCACCCUGGACACUGUGACACGCUCGGCGAGACCGGCGCCCGGGGCUUCUGAAGUCAAGCGGAGCGUUCUGUUUUGUUUUUGCUUUUCCCCAUCUUAGCCUCCCAGUCUUUGGCUGCCUUCCUUCAUGGCAAUCUUUAGGUUGACAGAUUUUUUUUAAUCACCUCAUGAUGAUGGAGUUUAAAGUAAACCGUGCAGACCUAGGGGUCCCUGCCGAGCACGGCCCCCACACCCCAGAGGGUGGGCCACUGACUGCCUAGCCCUCACUCUAGCGGAAGGCCUCUGCUGCUGCUCAACCCGGAGACCCUGGACCUCCCACAUUUAGCAGAAGAACAAACUGCAACCCAGACCCCAGCCAGAGGGCCUGGGAUCCCAGAAGCCGCACGCCGCCAGUAGAGGAGGGAGAGAGAAUUGGCAGCAACACCCAGAGCCUGAGUGGGAAGUUGAAGGGGCGGGCUAUUGUGUUUUUUUGUUGUUGUGGUUUUAUUUUAUUAAAUUCUUCCUUUACUUACUUAUUUUGAUGGACACCAUCUUAAGCUGCCCUGGCCUAUGCUCCUGUCAGGUGUGUCUGGUGGGGAGGUACCCCUGCCCUUCCAAGACUUCAGGGUUUUCAUUUGGGUCUAGUUUAGAACCUUCCCUUAAAACAGGGCCAUGCUGCCAGGGUUCGCCUUCAGACUGUUUUGGUUUUGGUUUUGGUUUUUUUGUUUUGUUUUUUUUGUUUUGUUUGUUUGUUUUUUGUUUUUUUUUUUUUUAACUCUCUUUCGAGUCUACAGAAAUGUCUUAUGCAAAGGAUCAGGUCUGCUCUUAGUUGUGUUUCAUUUUGGUUUCUCCCACUUCCUAAAAAUCGGUUCCAUGAGGAUAGGCAGAAGCUGUCGUGAGUGUGCUGUGCACAGGGCUGUCUCCGUGCAGGUGCGUGGGUGUCCUAUGUGCACGCACACAUGUUUGUCGACGUGGAGAUGGGGUACUCUUGCUCCCCACUUCAGCCCCAGCCCUAGUUUUCUAUCCAUGCAGUUAGGGACUUAAUUUAAAAUCCUUAUUUUGUAGGGCCUCCUUCUUCAAAACACACUGCUACAACAUUCUAAUAAAGGCUCAUUUAACCCCCUCUCUCAUGUGUGAAUAUCCAUGUUUAGCAACAUUUUGACCCGCGGUAGAAGACCUAGUUUUGCAACAUUCUAAUUUUUUGUUGUGUAAAACCCUAUGUUUUAAAUUGAUUUUUGUUUUGAGUGCAUAACUUAGAGGGCUGAAGGAGGGGAGGGCAAGGAAGGGUGGCUUUCAUUCCAAGAUCCAGGGAUUUGGGGGAAAGGAGGGAAAUUGACAUGGGGGGGGUGUUUUUACACCAAAAAAUCAAGAGUAUGCAAGCAUUUCUAUUUCUCACAUUUUUCUGUGUGCCUGGCAAAUAAAUACUUGUCUUAUACUAUCCUGAGCUGUUAGCCCUCUCUGUUCAAUGACAUGGGCCAGAUUUUCCAAAUCCUUCAAGAAGGAGCACCUAGGCUGGCCACUUAUAUGGGCAAACAGACGUCAGUUCUAUGCAGUAACUUGGGAUCAGGUGUCCAGGCAAGAGUCACCUCUGCACUGGAGGGGUGUGCCAGGAUUGUCACGCCCCAGCUGGGGUUGAAUGGGUCUAUGACUCAUGGGCCCAAGCUGAACUGUGCUGCACAGGUUGGUCCUCAACCUCAGCCCAUUAGAACCUCGCUCAUCACUGUGCUCAGGAACCCACCUCUACUCACCUUUCAUGGCUGGACUUCUACCGGCCCCUGAGCUGUUAAGUGGGCCUCAUGAAUUCAGACAAACCCGACCAUCACAGGUGGAGGAUGGGGCUACCGGCCCUGGCUCUGCCUCCUCCAGCCCAGCGUCCCUGGGAAUAAUCCCAUCAGGGGCCACUUACUGUGACAUGUAACUUUUUUUUAAAGGAGAGAAGAACGUGAGAUGCCUUAAUCUUUUGUUCAUUUCUACUGUAUCAAAACUCUUAACCCCUCCCUUUUUUUCUUUUGUUUCCCCCUUUGCAGUAUAACUUCUCUGAUAAGCCCCAAAUGAGUAGUUCUUUGAUGAGGUUUAUGAUGUUGCAGGAAAGGCAUAUUAAAUACCUCUCUGCAUGUGGGGUUUAGACAUUAGGAAGCAGAUAGUAACGUUAAGAGUGUUCUCCCAGCAGCAAAGCCUGUCAAAAUUGGUCACAGUGCUGGGGUCCUGGUCUCCCCCACCCCCACCCCAGGAGCCUCAGGACUGAAAGGACUUGGUUCCUACGAGCAGUGACAAUGUGGGAGGAUGAUGAUGGUCCCAAGUUACCUGUGACAUGAACUCUGAAUGGCAACUGGAAACUGUUCAAGAUGAUAGUCACUCAAGGGUGAAGGGCUGCAUGUUUGAAGUGGCUGUCAUACAUGUAAACAUGAGUGUUCAUGUAGAUACAUGUGUGUCCACUUGGAGCCUCCCAUUGCUCUAGCCAUCCUACCCAUGUCACUGGGUCCCCAGUGUCCCAACUGUGAUGUUGGGACCCUCACCUUUGAGAAGGCCAACAGUUGCCCUCCCAGGGGUAGCCUCUGCUCCUGUUCAUAUCCUAAGACCUUUAUGAAGCAAACUUGGCGCCAGUGCAGAGGGAAUGAAAGCCAACUGAGUACAGCUGCGCUGGGUGUUGUGGUUCCUGUGUCCCACACGUCAUUUUCCUAUGGACAAAGACAUGGGGAGGAGUUUUCUAUAUAAAUACUCUUAUCACAGGGGUGUAAAUCAUGGAAAAGACAGUUGUUGCUGCUGCACCAUUGGGUUUUUAUUUGAUGCCGAGUUAUGCUGCACAUGAUGGUUGCCUAAAGAACUUGGACUGAGCAUUUUUUUUUUAAAGGACAGCUAAAGUUUUAUAAUCCUUAAUGAAAGUGUAAUAGAAAGUUACACUAGUGCAGGGUAUUUGGAAGGUGGGGGUUUGCGGGAUGGGUGGGUGGGGAGGUUGUCACUUGUAUUUAUUGUGACUCUAAAUCUUUGAUAAUAAAUGUAAAAGGUUGACCACCAAACCAGAAUAGAAGUUCCAAUAAACAGAGGCUGGAAUCAAUGGCUAUACUUGUGUCAUGAGGAAGUUUUAGAAUCUGACGGAAAAUAAAGAAAUGGACAACA
Messenger RNA from Enhydra lutris kenyoni (northern sea otter), 5514 nucleotides. RefSeq names its product GATA zinc finger domain containing 2A. Gene Ontology annotation, cellular component: NuRD complex. NCBI's taxonomy places the organism in Eukaryota, Metazoa, Chordata, Mammalia, Carnivora, Mustelidae. Gene Ontology annotation, molecular function: sequence-specific DNA binding. Gene Ontology annotation, biological process: negative regulation of transcription by RNA polymerase II. The transcript is spliced from 13 exons. The record is from RefSeq and is a predicted model, not a curated record. Bases 152 to 2071 code for a protein of 639 amino acids.